Messenger RNA from Dibothriocephalus latus, 2718 nucleotides. Lineage: Eukaryota; Metazoa; Platyhelminthes; Cestoda; Diphyllobothriidea; Diphyllobothriidae. The record is from the annotation of a GenBank genome assembly.
AUGCUUUGCUGGUUUACUUUGUUCUUCCACUUUCUCCUCCUCCGCCUUCUCAUUUCAUUCUGCCGCCUGCCAGAUCAGUGUCUAGCCGGACUGAGUCAGUGUGCUGGGGAGAAUAACUUGCGAGCCGAAAUAUCUGUGGUUGAGGAACAGAAUGAAAACAGUGUGGUGGAGAACCUGAAUGAGCUCACACGCCGGGCCCUGGAGCGCUCUGGACUCCCCUGGCGUAGCCAUUUGCCCCUGUGCUUCACCCUCCUCGAAUCAAACGCCUUCUUUCGAGUUAGCUUCAAUGAAGCCACCAACGAGUCCCUACUACUCCUUAAAAGCCGUCUGGACAGAGAGAGUCUCUGUUAUACUGAUAAUACCUGUUGCUCCAGCGUGGAAACUCAACUUGGCGCCAAACCAUUUGAUCCGCUGAUGCCGAGCCCCAAGUCGGACUGCGCCCUUUCACUCAUUCUUAUGUUUGACCUGCAAAAUAACCUUGAUUUUAGCGCAGAACAGUGUCUUCUCUCCCUGACAAUUCGUGUUCUCGACAUAAAUGACAAUGCACCCAGCUGGCCCGUCCAGUACAGACGAGAAAAACCAGUUGGCCCACUGCGCUAUGGAGGCAGCAGUUCCAGAGAAAGCAGUCAGUCGGGCAGUCAGGUGACUUCAGUUUUUGAUCUUCCAAUCAGGGAGCACACGAAGAUCGGCACCAAAUUUGAGCUUCCACUUGCUGUUGAUCCUGACGCCUACCCAGAAAACACGACCACGCACUAUGAAAUUGAACAUAACAGCCCGAACAGCGACCUAUUUCGCCUCGAAUGGACUGGGAAAUCCCAGCAUCUAAGCUUUCCGGAGGAGUCCGAGGCAUCCAUCGGAGAUUUGCGUAGUGGCUCCGGUCCCAUGAAGCUGUGGCUCGUCCUCAACAAGGAGAUCGAUCGCGAUAUACAGAGUUCUUACCAAAUUAUGAUCGCGGCAGUGGAUGGGGCUGUUACCAAACCGCAGACUGGAUACCUCCUGCUAAAUAUUACUGUUGAGGACAUCAACGACCACCCGCCGGAGCUUGAAAAACGUGUAGACUUUGUUUGGGUAGUAGAACACAGUCCCAUCGGUAGUGUGAUCUACAGGGUAAAGGCCACGGACAAGGACGAAUCAGAUCUGGACAGGCUGGCCUACAGUUUGUCAGCCACAGCCACGCCUACCGUGUGUGAACUCUUCAGUGUGGAUCCACGAACUGGAGAUGUACGGGUGCAGGGUGAUCUCGACUACGAGCGACAAACAUCUUACCAGGUUCCUGUCACGGUCAGCGAUGGGCUCUGGUCUGAUGAGGCCAAGAUUACUAUCGGGCUAAUCAAUAUAAACGAUCACCCUCCCAGUGUCAGUCUGCACUCGCAUUUAUCGGCGACAAAAUUCCAGUCCUAUGACAUGCUUCAACGUGUUCCCGGCUCCCAGCUCACAAUUGAGGUGCGGGAAAACGGACCGCCUGACCAGCUGAUUGCCACCUUCUACGUGACCGAUUUGGAUGAUGCCGCGGAGGAACGUUUCCUGCAGACUGACUCCCCCGUAAGGGAGGCCUUUCUACGAGCUAAUGGAAUCAGCCUUCAGCAGGUGAUGGAACGCAUCAGCCAACCACCCACCUGUAAGAUAAACAGCGACCUGCUGACGAUCCAGCAGUUGAGAGUAAACGCAAACAGUCGCUCCUUCAAGUCCCGCUUCCAGAUCCGUCUGGCGAACAAGGCUCUGGAUCGUGAGGUCUCCGCAAAGUAUCUCAUUCGCCUCGAGUGUUGGGACCAGACGAAUCGCUUUGGUAAUACAAUUCUCGCACAAUCUCAGUCCCGCAUGGGAGGACUUCACCACCCCUUUUCCAGGUCCACCGGUGUCCUCUUCAGCCUUGUCGUUCUGGAUGAGAACGAUUCAGUGCCACAGUUUGUUGGACCUAUGACCGGCACUAUUGCUGAGGGUCUUCCGGUGGGCACUCUGAUCAUGCAGUUGACUGCCAAGGACGCGGAUGAUCCCUACACCCUGGGUGGUCAGGCUGGGCUGCGGUUCCGGCUGAGCGGGGAGCCUGUUGUGCGAUACGCACAGUCCUAUGGGCAGAACAACAAUAGUUCCAAUAAAGAAACGCCGGCCUUGUUACAACCGCCAUCCACUUGUCCCAUCUACGACCUGAAUGUCAGCGAGGGAGCCACUCCGCCGCUGCUGAUUGGUCGAGUGCAUGUGAGUGACUGCGACAGUGAUGAGAACAAUCGUCUGCUGCACUACUGGCUGCAGCAACCCAGAAGCAUUCCCCCAGAGUUUAGCAGGUCAGAGGAAACUGGCAACGAUGCCGGCAAGAGGCAAAUGCCUACGGUUCCCCUGCUAGUCCCAACCAUGACGCCCUCUUCCUCAUCGGCCCGAUGGUUCACAAUUUCCCGCUCUGGUGAACUCUAUCUGGGCGCUGCCAGUCAGCGGCGCCUGAGUAAUAAUCAGGCCUCUCAGGCUAAUAACAAUCCCCACCUCCAGGAUUGGCGCCCGCUGGACAGAGAACGUGAGGAGAUAAUUGUACUGGAUGUCUGUGCACGAGAUCAUGGUCAACCCUCGUUGACGGGUUCCGCUCAGAUUAUCAUACGUCUACUUGACAUCAACGACAACUCCCCGAUGUGGCAGUUUCCUCGAUCCAAUGAGCGUAUCCUCAACGUCUCCCUGGAGGCCUCAGUAGGGCAGAAAGUAGCUCGGGUAAGCGCAUUUGGCUUUUUCUGA